AUGAGUAUGGCAGAAGGGUACACCCUGAUAUCAGUGGAUUUUGAAGUUUUUGGGAAAGUACAAGGUGACUUUUUCCGCAAGUACACUCAGGCUGAGAGUAAAAAGCUCAGAUUAGUAGGCUGGCUCCAGAACACUGACCAGGGCACAGUACAAGGACAAUUGCAAGGCCCCACCUCCAAAGUACAUCAUAUGCAGGAAUGGCUUGAGACAAGAGGAAGUCCCAAAUCGCACACUGACAGAGCAAGCUUCAACAAUGAGAAAGUCAUCUUAAAGUUGGAUUACUCGGAUUUCUAA
Mesoplodon densirostris (Blainville's beaked whale) is the source of this 294-nucleotide messenger RNA. Its product is annotated as acylphosphatase-1-like. Gene Ontology annotation, molecular function: acylphosphatase activity. The record is from RefSeq and is a predicted model, not a curated record. Bases 1 to 294 code for a protein of 97 amino acids. The transcript has a single exon. Lineage: Eukaryota; Metazoa; Chordata; Mammalia; Artiodactyla; Ziphiidae.